CCUGGAGUUAGGGUAGGGUACCGUGACUGCACAACACGGGCUUGUGAUUGUGGAGGAAACGCGUUUCGCUCGUACCGUCAACCAACCACCAAAAAUGGCCUUCCAGAGUGUCAAGAACAGCGCCUACUUCUCUCGCUACCAAACCAAGUACCGUCGUCGUCGUGAGGGUAAGACCGACUACUAUGCUCGUAAGCGUUUGAUCUCUCAAGCCAAGAACAAGUACAACGCCCCCAAGUACCGCUUGGUCGUUCGUAUUUCCAACCGCUUCGUCACCUGCCAAAUCGUUUCCUCUAAGGUUAACGGUGACUAUGUUCUUGCUUCUGCUCACUCUUCCGAGCUCCCUCGCUACGGCAUCAAGUGGGGUUUGGCCAACUGGACCGCUGCCUACGCUACUGGUCUCUUGGUUGCCCGUCGUGCUCUUAUCAAGUUGGGUCUUGACAAGAAGUACGAGGGUGUUGUCGAGCCUGAGGGUGAGUUUGAGCUCACUGAGGCUAUUGAGGACGGUCCUCGUCCCUUCAAGGUCUUCUUGGACGUUGGUCUGAAGCGUACCUCCACCGGUGCUCGUGUCUUCGGUGCUAUGAAGGGUGCCUCUGAUGGUGGUCUUUACGUUCCCCACUCUCCUAGCCGUUUCCCUGGUUGGGAUAUCGAGACUGAGGAGUUGGACGAUGAGACUCUUCGCAAGUACAUCUACGGUGGUCACGUUGCUGAGUACAUGGAGAUGCUUAUUGACGAUGAUGAGGAGCGUUACCAAAAGCAAUUCUCUUCUCUCAUUGCCGAUGGCAUUGAGAGUGACCAACUCGAGGACAUCUACGCUGAGGCCUAUGCCAACAUUCGCGAGAACCCUCUCCCCGAGAAGUCUACCAAGGACAAGGCUGCCAUCAAGGCCGAGUCUCUCAAGUACAAGCAAAACAAGCUUACCAACGCCGAGCGCAAGGCUCGCGUCCAAGCCAAGAUUGUUGCUGCUGGCCGUGCUUAAGCGUCUCGCUACAUAUUUGGUGUUUUGUUCUCUUCAGUGAAAUAGACUGUUUUGUGGAGCAAUUUGAUGUAAGAGAGUGGUUGCAGGUCGUGUGUGUUGUAGUGUGUG
This is a messenger RNA of Schizosaccharomyces japonicus yFS275, 1084 nucleotides long. RefSeq names its product 60S ribosomal protein L5. Gene Ontology annotation, molecular function: 5S rRNA binding; structural constituent of ribosome. The record is from RefSeq and is a predicted model, not a curated record. The transcript has a single exon. NCBI's taxonomy places the organism in Eukaryota, Fungi, Ascomycota, Schizosaccharomycetes, Schizosaccharomycetales, Schizosaccharomycetaceae. Gene Ontology annotation, biological process: translation. Bases 95 to 976 code for a protein of 293 amino acids. Gene Ontology annotation, cellular component: cytoplasm; ribosome.